Molecule: messenger RNA, 970 nt
Organism: Siniperca chuatsi (mandarin fish)
Lineage: Eukaryota; Metazoa; Chordata; Actinopteri; Centrarchiformes; Sinipercidae
Product: C-X-C motif chemokine 9-like
Exons: 4
Coding region: 95-508 (137 amino acids)
Biological process (GO): chemokine-mediated signaling pathway; inflammatory response; cellular response to lipopolysaccharide
Cellular component (GO): extracellular region
Molecular function (GO): chemokine activity; CXCR chemokine receptor binding
Source: RefSeq, a predicted model, not a curated record
GCCCAGCUCUGAGUGUGCAGGGGGGAGGAGCAAGAGUAUAAAACAGCAACAUGUGGCUCAGAGGCUCAGUUUUAACGCUCAGCUUGUCUCCAGUAUGAAGCUUUAUCUUCAGUCAGUCUCUCAGCUCGCCUUCCUGAGCCUCUGCUGUGUACUGAUCACAGUGAGAGAGUCAGACAGCACGUUUGUCCCGGGAAGAUGUGUGUGUCCACAGACGCAACCAGGUGUCAGAGGGCAACUGAAAGAGCUCACGGUCUACCCAAAAAACCCCAGUUGUCACAAAGUCACAGUAAUAGUGACACUGAGGAGUAACAACACCCUAGUGUGUCUGAAUCCAGAGGCACCGAUGGGCAAACAGCUGAUUCGCUGCUGGAAUAGAGCUCAUAGGUUGGGUCGUGAUGUGACGCUGUGCCUGAAGAGAAGGAGGAGAGGGAGACGAGGUCAGCACCAGCGGUCUCGACAGAGGAGCCGGGGCCACAACAGGAAAGCCUCAUCCUCUAACUCCCAGUAGUCAAGCAGCCUGACAGAUGAUACAAAGCUACUGCAAGGAGAGAACUGUGUACAUGCUGAUUCUUGCCACACUGUGGACUACAUACCACCAGGGGCCGUUAAAAAACCCCAACAUGCUACCACUUUUCUUUCUAUAAACGUCACACAGCUAUGAUGUCAAGCUCUCCUAAACUGUUGUCUGGGCUGUAAAUCAACCUCGCUUCCUAGGCCAGCAGCAGAGGGCUUUAUUUUUUUAUGUGCAAAUGACUGAUGUGAUGUUGAAAACUAAGCCCUGGAGGCUUGUCAUAAAUGUUAACAGUUUUAGCUUUUAAACUCUGUUAAAUGGUCAAUAUAUUGUUUAUGUGUAGUUAUGUGUAUGCAGCUGGAAAAGCUAACUGAAUACACUUAGUUGGUUAUUUAUUUUUAUGUGAACAUGGGCAUUUUUCAGACAUUGUUUUUUUUAAAUAAAGAAAUCAGAACAAUA